Molecule: messenger RNA, 3759 nt
Organism: Trichomycterus rosablanca
Lineage: Eukaryota; Metazoa; Chordata; Actinopteri; Siluriformes; Trichomycteridae
Gene: rprd2a
Product: regulation of nuclear pre-mRNA domain containing 2a
Exons: 10
Coding region: 1-3585 (1194 amino acids)
Biological process (GO): mRNA 3'-end processing
Molecular function (GO): RNA polymerase II complex binding
Source: RefSeq, a predicted model, not a curated record
AUGGCGGCUGGAAGUGAAGCGGUGAGCGGCAAUAGCCGCGGUUCUGCUGCGGCAUUCGAGUCUGCUUUAGACCGCCGUCUUCAGGGACUUACAAACACAAUGGAGUCCAUCCAAGGAUUAUCCAGCUGGUGCAUAGAGAACAAGAAAUACCACAGUGUGAUCGUGAGGAGCUGGCUCAAGCGGGUGCGCAAAUCCGACGCAUCUCAUAGGCUCAACCUCUUCUACCUGGCUAAUGACAUCAUCCAGAACUGCAAGAGGAAGAAUGCCGUCGUCUACCGCACCACCUUCACUGAUGUCCUGCCAGAGGCUGUUAAGCUCAUAAACACUUCAAAAGACUCCAAGAUACGCAAAUCGGUGGACAGAAUACUGUGCAUCUGGGAGGAAAGAAAUGUUUAUCCUGAGGAAAUUAUCAACAAGCUCAGAGGUGGACUCACCCAGCACGAGGAGCCAGCAGUAGCACCCGUCAAUCAGAAAGCAGAACUGAGAUCCAAGAUAGUUGCCGAGUUUGUGCCCUCAGCGUUCACCGACCACCUUACAAAGUACAGGAACUCCAUGGAUGAGAUCGAGCUCAGAGAGAAGCAGCUCGCAGCCAUGAGAGUGGACGUAUGCAGCACGGCGGCUCUGAAGAAACUCAAAGAUAAGGCCGGCGGCAAGCGCUUUUCCAAGGAUUUUGAGGAUGGUAGUGCAAAACUACGAGACUUUGUGAGUUUUCUGAACGGAGAGGUAGAGAAAGGGCCUGCGCUGAUGGAAACGCUGGAGAAUGCGGACAUCUUUUACGAGAUGCAGUACAAAGAGGUCAAAAUAGUUGCCAACGCUUAUCAGACAUUUGCCAACCGAGUAGUGCAUCUCAAGCGGAAACUUGAUGCACUCAAAGCUACCUUACCUGACCCAGACGAUUCGCCAAUUCCGUCCCCCUCGAUGGACGCCCCGUCACCGGUGAGUUCCGAGUCGCCCGAGAAUGACCUACAACCCGUCUGUUCCCCGGACCCGGAGCUGGAUGGCCUGGCGGUUGAGGAGGAGGAUCUGAUUGCCCUGGGUGAUGCUCCCAGCCCGCUCUCUUCCCCCGGGGACAGAGACAACAGGGAUGUGGAGGACAUGGAGCUCUCGGACGUGGACGAGUCAGCAGAGGCAACCAUCAUAGUGGAAGAGCGAGUGGAGAAUCCUGUCCCUGACAGCGGGACUAGUGAAACCCCUGUUGCCGAACCCACUCCGCUCACACAGGCUGCACCCGUGAAAGAGGUCACAACAUCUGCGCCAACUGUGACUUCAGCAGCCCCGUCGCUUCCUGUUAACCUGGCGGGAGUGGAUUUAGCCAAAAUCAGUUCCAUCCUCAGUACACUUACAAAUGUCAUGAAGAACUCUGGUCCGGGUGUAAGCCCGGUAUCCCGCCCCUCCACUAGCACUUCAAGCACCCUUUCCACAGCAAGUUCAUCUGUAAAGAGCCCUACUGUUUCUUCCUCACCAACUGCCCCUGGGUCCAAACCCCUGUCCAGCAUACUCUCCCGGGUGGACAUUAAACCCAGCACCCUGCUCAACAUCCUGUCUAAAACCCAGGGACUGUCUUCCUUGCGCAACAAUCAGACUGGAACACCCUCAACCACUUCAGGCUCAGAUAUAAACCCAUCCCCAGACCCCAACAACACAAAUUACGCUUAUGCCUCUCCCAAGACCACUGAAGUGCCAUCUGCAGCUACAUCGGUUAGUAAUUCCGCCCCUCAGACAGAUGCGUCUCUCCAUUCUCAACCUCCCAACGUUGCUCAGCCCAGCGAUCUUCCAAAAAAAGUGGAGGAAAAGAAAGUAGAACCUAUUACCUCUGUCAGCUCUACACUGGACUCGAAGAUUGAUAGUUUUCUUCAGGAAAAUCCAAAACUGAGUGGCUUUAAUAUGGGUUUUCCAACCGUUCUUCCCUGGUCUAGGGCUGUCGAUAGUCCUUCAGGUAGCACGGAUAACAUGGGAGGAACUCCUGUGAGGGAUGAGUCUGGUGCUACACCAACUCAAGAUGAAGUCAUGGAUGAUCCUGCAGUGAACACACUUUCAUACCAUGUAGCGCCUUUGCAAACGUCAGCAUCUCCUGCUUUGGUUGGCAGCUCUGUAAGUGGACCCCGUUUGUCCUCUUAUGGAAGUAAUUCCUGGCAGGAGCAGAACAGCCAUGGUUCACAGUAUGGUCCUGGGUCACAAAGUGGAGGAGACAAGUACCAGAGGGAUUUUGCAGAAGUGGGACGUCAGAAGCAACAUGCAGCAUCUUUGGCACAGUCAUCUCUGGCAAGCAACAAACAGAUGCCAGCUAUGACUAAUCCAGUGAAGCAUGGCCAGGCAACACCAUACUCCAUCGGUGGCAAAAGGACAAACAAUGCUAUGUUGGAAGAUAAAGGCUGGUAUGGUGAAACAUACGGUCAAGAGCAGCGUGUGGCAGCCCCAACUGAAUCGUAUAGAGAAAACCAGCAGCAAUCUCAAGACCCUAACCCCCCUAAUUUCUUUAACACCCCCUUACCACCACUUCCACCAAUUCCUCAGCUCCCACCUCCUCCGCAAGACUUUAUUCCGUCAGAAGUAGGUGGCAUCAGAGGUCCAAAUCCUGCAGACAAUUUCCAGGCAGGUAGAAGGAGUUCGCCAUAUGUACCAGGAAAUAAUUUUAAUGAGCGUUUCCAUCCCCAUCAGAAUGUGUCUGCACAUAACCAUGGUGGUGUCCCACCACGUCUUUUCCCCCCUGCCCCUCAAAACGGCCCAGCGGGUUAUAACCAUCAUCCCAGGGUACCUGUACUCCCUCAGCGCCACCCUGGUAUGCGCCCUGGUCGUCCAUCAUUUCCUGAAAGGGAAUACUUUGAGCAUCCUAGUGGAAGAGAAUUCAGUGAGUCUCCUGUUGGAAGGGGGGCCCAUGCACCGUUCGGUGGAAGGGGGGCCCAUGCACAGUUCGGUGGAAGGGGCGGCCAUGCACCUCCUGGUGGAAGAGGGGUUCAUGUGCCACCUGAAGGAAGAGGGGUCCAUGAACGUCCUGUUGGAAAGUGGGUCCAUGAACCUCCCGGUGAAGAAGGGAUUCAUGAGCCUUCCGAAUCUAGGGUGGUCCACGAGCCUCCUAGUGGAAACAGCUUCCAUGCAAAUUCUAGUGGGAGUGGCGUUCAUGAGCCUUCUAGUGGGAGUGGGGUCCAAGAACCUUCUGCUGAAAGUGAGCUUGACGAACCUCCUAGUGAAAAUAGGGUCACUGAGUCUCCUGGUGGAAAGAGAGUCCAUGAGCCUAGUAGUGAAUCUGAGGACCUAUCUGAAGACCCGUACUUGCCCACUGAGCCACCCCACUCGCCUCAGUCACACACAUUUUAUGCUGACAAGAGACCUUUACCACAGCACCAACCUCAACAUAGACCUCGUCUCGAGCACAGACCCCCUCCGCCUCAACACUAUCGUGGUCCACGCCCUGGUCACUUUCCAAUGCAUAGACCCCUCCGUCGUCCUCCUCCUCCGUUUACCUUGCAUCCCAGUGAACCUCCGUUUCAGAGGGUCAGGCGACCUGGGCCUCCUUUUGGUGGAGGUCCAAGACCCGGUGGUCCAUGUUACCCCCCUAAGAGACCUUUCUUUCAACCGCGCUACUGAACUGUUGAUCAACUGCUGCAGCCAGAGGGAACUGCUGACAACCUAAUGUAGAUCUACUAGAGCACGACAUGAUGGAGUACAAGUUAUGGCAUAGAGUGGUCUUGGGCAGCUUAAAUAACUUGUCUGAACUGAACUUGGAAUGGAAUAUAAAAAAAAUAAAAAAAAGUCCCCAAA